Molecule: messenger RNA, 3391 nt
Organism: Ipomoea nil (Japanese morning glory)
Lineage: Eukaryota; Viridiplantae; Streptophyta; Magnoliopsida; Solanales; Convolvulaceae
Product: formin-like protein 3
Exons: 8
Coding region: 532-3123 (863 amino acids)
Biological process (GO): actin cytoskeleton organization; actin nucleation
Molecular function (GO): actin filament binding
Source: RefSeq, a predicted model, not a curated record
UCUUAAAAUAAUAUUACUUUAGUAUUACAAAACUAUAAAUAAUCAGUUAUUUACUCAUUUUUGCUCUCUUUUGCCACCGAAAAUAGAAAACCAAAAAAAGUGAAACAAGAUUCCAACAAUAUACCAUUUUCCAUGGAAUGGAACCCCUUCAUUCAUCGUAUCAGAAACAAUCUUAAUUGUCAAUGGAGUUCCUGCAUUUCAUUCUCUAUGAAGAACGUUUGAUGGGUUGAAGAUACCAUUUUUUAGAGUUUUCUGGGAUUUCCUUGGAGGGAAACAAAGAAUUUUGCAUGAAAAGUAUACACACACAAAACUUGUAUCUGUAAAAUUCUGUGUAUUUUCCCUCUGUUUUUCUUGGAAUUCUUCGAGCUGGAUUGAAGGCAAAGGUGGAAAGGCUCUGUGGGUGUUCCUUGAAACUGGGUUUGGUGCUUUUUUGUUCUAGAAUUUAUCUCCCUAUAAUUAUAGGUUUGUUGUGUGUAUCUAAUGAAAUGAAAAGGAUAAUAGGAUGGGAUUGGAAAGGUAAAUUAGAGAUCAAUGGGCGAGGUAAUGGUCCGUUCUCUCAUCAAUUUUGUUGCCAUUGUUUGUGUUCUGGUAGUCAUUGAUUCAGAUAUGAAGCUUUUAGGGAUUGGGGGAUUUUGUAAUGCUCAAGAGAUGGAUCUCAAUGGGAUAGAGAAGAUGUGGAUUGGGUAUUUGGAAGAAUUAGAGGAGAUUUCAGAUGAUUAUCAAAUUGUUUCUGGUUGGUCUAGUUUUCCCAGAAAAUCCUUGAGAGAUAAAAAGUUAUGGCACAAAGUUUUACCUAGCUCUGCUUCUUCAUCUCCAAGGGCUGAAGCAAUGCUGCCCAUUUUCACUCCACCAUCCACUCCUUCUGCUUCUGCUAGCUCACCAUUGUUGAGUUUUGAAUCUUCUUCGCUGUCUCCAAACGAAAAGCGUGUCUUGAAGUCUGUUUUGCCUUUACCUACUGGUCACCCGCCUCCGAUAAGACCACAUUUCAUUCCUCAAAUGCCAAGAAGUCAUCAUCCUCCAAUGCCAAAAAGCCCUCCUCAAAUGCCAAAACCACAAGAUUAUGAUCAUGUUCCUUCCAAGGAUGACCAUAAGAAUAAAAAGAUUAUAGUUCCUGCUGUUGCUGGUGGGACUGUGGGAGGGAUUACCCUUGUAGCUCUCAUAUUGGUAUGUUUCGUCAAAAAAAGAAACAAAGAAGAGGAAGAACUUGAGCAAACAGAUGGCACAGAUGGCACAAUUGGCACAAAUGGCACAGAUGGCACAAUUGGCACAAAUGACACAGAUGGCACAAAUGGCACAGAUGGCACAAAUGGCACAAAUGGCACAAUUGGCACAAAUGGCACAAUUGGCAUAGACAAACAUGUUAACUUAAGUUCAACUGAUCACAUUUCUGCAGGAGCUAAACAGAUGCCUCAGAGCAACGAAAAUCCUCCGGGGGAUGUGAAGGAAUUGAAGACUUCAUCCACUCUUGACAGUCCCUUGGUGACACCUGAUAUGAUUGAUAGCCAUACUUCUACUUCUUCUGCAACUGAAACUAAAACUCCAGAAUUAGCUGCAGCAAAAUGUGCACCUCCACUUCCUCCGCCUCCGUCCAGACGUUCUGCUCAGGGACCUCCUCCACCGCCAAAAGGUGGUCCGCCUCCAGCGCCACCAAAAGGCGGUAAGGCUCCAGUUCCACCAAAGCCUCAGGCACAAAAAAUUAAAGGACUUCCUUCCGGGACAGAAAGUGAAUCAGGCGAGUCUGGUAAAGCUAAACUGAAGCCAUUUUUCUGGGACAAGGUUAAUGCCACUCCUAAUCCGACGAUGGUUUGGCAUGAGCUCAAGUGUGGCUCGUUCGAGGUUAAUGAGGAAAAGAUGGAAUCACUGUUUGGGUAUAAGACAGUAGAUAAAAAACAAAAUGAGUGCAAGAAGAAAGAUGUAACUCCAUUUGAUUCAACCCCACAUUUUGUUCAGAUUAUUGACGCUAGGAAGGCACAGAACUUGGCAAUUCUUCUUAAAGCCUUGAAUUUGACCACAGAAGAAGUGUGUGAUGCUCUCAAAGAGGGCAAUGAGUUGCCAUCGGAAUUCGUUCAGACUCUUUUGAAAAUGGCACCAACAGAAGAGGAAGAGCUCAAGCUUCGGCUCUUCACCGGAGACAUUUCUGAGCUUGCUCCAGCUGAUCGCUUCUUGAAAGUUUUGGUCGGCAUCCCCUUUGCCUUCAAAAGGAUGGAAUCACUGCUGUUCAUGACUGUUUUCCAGGAAGAAAUUUCUUCCGUUAAACAGUCCUUUGCAACCUUAGAGGUGGCAAGUAAGGAGCUGAGCAACAGCAGACUCUUCCUUAAACUCUUGGAAGCAGUUCUGAAGACUGGGAACCGAAUGAAUGUUGGCACCUACCGGGGUGGAGCCCAGGCAUUCAAAUUGGAUACACUCUUGAAACUAUCAGAUGUUAAAGGAACCGAUGGCAAGACCACACUUCUGCACUUUGUUGUUCAAGAAAUCAGUCGUUCCGAAGGCCUAAAAUCUGCCCGGAGAUUGAAGGAGAAUCUGAGUGUGUGCAGUGUGAGAACCGAAGACUGUGUAGAGGAGAGCAGCCGAAAGGGAUCUGCAGAGUACUAUCAAAGCCUCGGUUUACAGGUACUUUCCAGGCUGAGCGACGAGCUUGAAAACGUGAAGAAGGCAGCCAUAAUUGACCACGAUAACCUCACACAAUCCGUUGCCAAACUCAAGCACUCACUCUCAAAAGCCCGGGAUUUUCUAGACGCUGAUAUGAAUAAUGUAGAGGGAGAAACGGCGUUCAAGGAAACGCUCGAGAACUUCUUGAAGCACUCGGGGGAGGAGAUCACAAGGCAGGUAGAAGAAGAGAAACGGAUAAUGGAACUGGUGAAGAACACCGGAGAUUACUUCCAUGGGAAGACAGCAAAGGACGAAGGCACUCGCCUCUUUGUCAUUGUUCGCGAUUUCUUGCUAACACUGGACAAGGUCUGCAAAGAAGUGGGAGAGUUGAUAAAACGAGCAAACGCUACUUCUGGGAAGGGUGAACCCCAAAGUGCACGAUUGCCUAAUAUUCCCCUGCAACUAUUCCCCGCCUUCAAGCCACAACAGGCAGGCGAUGGUUUCAGUUCAGACGACGAGGAUUCAUCCCCAUAAAGCCGCCUCACUUCAGGUACAAUAAAACUAUCAAUAGAAAAACAUAUCUUCUUCGUUACCCCCUCUCAGAGCUAGCAAUGAAGAAUGUAUAUAAUAGAAUAGCGAGUGGUGGUCACGAGCCACCCCGAGUAGAGUUAAGACUUAAGAGGGUACAUGAUUAGUCAUUUGUAUGUAUUAUAGUUCAAACCUAAGCAUAGUACAACCUUGUAGUACUACAAAAACCAGUCAUUUCAAAGAAAGUAGGAACUUCAGUUUAAGGUUCUAUUCA